Messenger RNA from Pecten maximus, 3592 nucleotides. Its product is annotated as zinc finger protein 761-like. Gene Ontology annotation, biological process: regulation of transcription by RNA polymerase II. The record is from RefSeq and is a predicted model, not a curated record. The transcript has a single exon. Bases 30 to 671 code for a protein of 213 amino acids. Lineage: Eukaryota; Metazoa; Mollusca; Bivalvia; Pectinida; Pectinidae. Gene Ontology annotation, molecular function: RNA polymerase II cis-regulatory region sequence-specific DNA binding; DNA-binding transcription factor activity, RNA polymerase II-specific.
ACGAAACUCCAAAUGACGACGAAAAUGACAUGGACACGCACGAUUUCUCUUAUGAAGAAUACGACGGCGAUGAAAGCACAAGUGAAGUUUGUGAUCUUUCUGUUGGGAGUUCGAUAGGACAAGAAAACGUGUUCAAUGUGAAUGGUGGAUCAUUCUAUCAAACCAGUGGAAAGGGUGUGUAUCCUGCUAACCCUCUGGUCGACGACACAUACAAGUUAAACACUGAUAUUCAGAAUCAGACCAAACCUAGGCGUUCUCGAAAGUCAUCAGACCCUGCGGUUCCUCUGACCUGCUCUGUGUGCGAGAAGGUUUUCUUGAAAAAGCAGGAUCUCAAGUCGCAUAUGAAAGUGCAUUCAGACGCCCGGCCUUUCAAGUGUGACGUUUGUCCCAAGGCGUUUAAUCACAAGUCCACGCUGACUAAUCAUCGCCGUAUCCACACCGGCGAAAAGCCGUACGGAUGUGAGAUUUGUAAGAAAAGUUUCACGUUUCUCAGUAGUCUACAGCGUCACAAACUUCUUCACAUGACGGAGUCAACAUUUAAAUGUUUCGUGUGCGGUGAAUAUAUGGAUGAUAAACAAUCACUGAACAAACACUUAAAAACUCACGUCCAAGGGGGAGAACUGCCUGCCGGGAGAAUCCGAUCGCUGCAGCUACAUAGAAAGACCUAUUGAACCAUUUUUCGUGAUAUCACCUUGAAAUACUAUUAUCUUGAUGCCUAAUUUUGGGGUCAUACGGGGAGUUUGACUAUAUGGGGACUUGUACAAGUCAAUGCUGACUUGUGGACAUAUGUGGGAUAAGUAGGAUUUGUUGGAUGUAGAGCGAUUUGAGUAAGUUCAUGACUUACUAUAUUUAGAAAGAUUACACGAUCUUUAUAUUCAAUCGAGAGAAGCCAAAUGUGCCAUGUCUUCACAAAAUGCUGUUAUGUGCACUGUUGAUUGAGGUCCCAACUCUUUGUUCAUACUCUUUUGACAGAAAGAUGGUGUUUCUUUGUACUAGAUGCACAUGACAUAACUGCGAGGUUUUUAGUUUUAAUAUUGUGGCAAGUUCGAAGAAAAGCACGAUUGCAGACAACGUCCCUACCUCGUUUCAGCGACAUACACGUGUAUAUACCGUUUUCUGUAAACAGCAUCUUCUAUGUUUUAAAAAGAGGCAAGAGUACUUUAAAAAAUGUUUUAAAAAACUUGUAGUUGUGUUCAAUAAUCAUGUAUGUAUAUAUAAUUAAGCGUUUCAGAACUACAGAAGCAAUAGCAUUGACAUAAAUGUGUAGAGGCUAGAUAUACGAUUUUGUCUGAAUAGCAGGGAAUUCAAAUGUCGGACCACUUGUAUGUCAUCUUUGUUUAGUUAUUUCAUUCUCACAGCAAUAUUUUUGAUAUGUUUUUACAGGUAUAACAAAUUCUACAAAGUGUUCAUUUAUGGAAAUAGGAAUAUUUUAUGCUUAUUUAAAGGGAUAUUUCGCGCAAGUUAUAAUUCAUUAAAUGCAAUUUAUAAAAUUUGCACAAAAGCGUCUACCAUGUUCUAUUGGAAAUCAUACGCUUUUAUUUACCAUAUAAUCAAACAUGUGAUAUUGAAAUUGUAGAAAUUCUUUAUAGACCUUAAAAACGUUCAUGUGGCUCUGGUAACGUCAUAACAAGUUUGCGUUCAUUCGGAACCUGUCGUCAUUUUCUUCGCUUUGCAGACAUCGGCGAGGUGUUUCUAUUGUUUUGCUGUGUAUUUGCCGAACGGUAUGAUAAUUUUAUAUUACAUUAUGAAAAAGACAGGAAGUAAUCCUUAUGAAGCAAUGAAAUCCAAGUAGAAAUUACGAAUGAACAAAUUACACACCUGUGUAUUUACCCAAUACUUAAUAAUAUCGAUCAUCCAAUUAGCCUUUAGUUCCGGAUUCAUCAAUGCGCUGCUAUGUCUAUUUGAUCUGUUUAUAUAAUUACACGGAUAUUCCCUCAAAUUUCGUUUUCUUUAACUAGUCACUGGAAAGAUAUUUUGAACGUUACAGCAGUUUUAAAAAUGAUUAGAAAGUGUUCUUAAAAUGUACAGAACAACAGAAUUUUUGCAAAUUGUGUGAACUAUCCCUUUAAAAUUUGUACUUAUAAUUGGAUUGUUUUAAUAUAUUAAUAACUGUUGUGCCAUAUAUACUGUAAGCCAGUUAAUUUCCGUGGCCAUUGUUUUUUGCGGUUUUGUUCUUGGUAGUCUAGUUCGCGGCGACCUAUUUUCGCGACAUUCUUUUAGAAUUUACUUGGAUACUUGUAUUUUACUUGUAUACUUGUAUACCUAUAUCAUGAACAUAUUUGCAGUGAUUACUUUUCGCGAUAGUCCUGACAUGCGAAAACCGCGAAAAUGAAUCGCUCCAAAGAAUUUUCGUUGGUUUACAUUAUUAUAAAAUUGUGUCCAAUGUGUAUCUACAAACUGCAGGUUUACAGUAAGCAUUUAGUGUUCACUUCAUUAUUUUGUUGCAUAAGCAAUUUAUAUUUACAUUGAGAUGUGUUCAAAUUCAGCUGUUGUUUAUAUGUCUUUUUUAUUGUUAAGUAAUGUGUCAAUCAAACCUUUUUCAAUCAAACUUUUUUCUUGUUCAUAUGAAUGAAAGCAAUCGUCACCAUUGUGUUCAAAACAUCUUCAUUGUACUUUUGUCCCUCUAUGUUUUUUGAACUAGAUAUUUUUGUAUUUAUUUUUUUAUAGAUUUCCUGGGAAUCUAUAAUUGUAUGUGGAUAGAUUACAUGAUGCUAUGAAAUUAAAUUAUGUAAUUUGAACGUGUUUACAAUGAUUAGAACUACAAAUGUAUUUAUACAAUAUACAAAUUUAUGUAUUUACUUUGCACUUGGAUUUCUUCCAUUCAUAAAUUUGGAGGAGUUGUGACUUUUUUGUUAAAACGUUUCAAUUUUAAAAUGUAUUACAACACUGAAUUCGUACAUAUAUGAAAAAUGAUAAUGCAUUAAGGUUCAUACAUAUUUACAUGCAAUUUGUGCAUUUUUAAUUAAUUUAUCAGAAACUACACAAAAAGGUUCCAAAAUAGCGCUGUAUAUAAAAAUGAAAGAAAGUUGUGAGGACGGUUGUGUAUAUAUAAUUUUAUUGACAUAGUGGCAAUAUUUACUGAUAAACUGGUUCUUUUUGUGUGUUUUUUUUUCAGUUGCGUAGAGGGCCGUAAAAUUCAGUCGCAAAAUUGAUCGAUACGAAAAAAAAUGACCGGUUUGCAAACCAAACGAAACAUAACUUGUAAGCAGCAAUUAAUAAACACAUUUUUGGGAGAACCACAAAAAUUUGCACCCACAAAAAUAGCCAGUCAUACAGAAAAUGAAUUUGUCAUUAUUUGGUUGUCACUAAACAGUUUUCUCAGUCCCUGGUGGAACUUAAGAGUAAAUGUUUUUAUGUAUAGUUAUAUUUUUAAUGGUCAAAUGAAGCUGAUUCAAUUCUUAUAUGAUCAGAUGUACGUUUGCCGAUUCCUGUAUAACAUGUGUUGUAGAUAUUUGUAUACAAAAUGUGUUCAGAGAGUUAUACAUGAAAACUGUCUCAUUUGAUUGGUACACGUUUUGCACACGAUGUUGAUUCAGUGACGGGUACGUGUUUACCUCUUAAUUUUGUACAAAAUAAAUGUUUUAGCAUAAAA